This is a messenger RNA of Priapulus caudatus, 1652 nucleotides long. Its product is annotated as ankyrin repeat and BTB/POZ domain-containing protein 1-like. Gene Ontology annotation, cellular component: cytoplasm; ubiquitin ligase complex. Lineage: Eukaryota; Metazoa; Priapulida; Priapulimorpha; Priapulimorphida; Priapulidae. Gene Ontology annotation, molecular function: protein binding. The coding region runs from base 306 to 1652 and encodes 448 amino acids. The record is from RefSeq and is a predicted model, not a curated record. The transcript is spliced from 7 exons.
UCAUUUUCGUAAAUGUGGGGGUAGCCCCUUUAAAAUCGACAGGGGUGCUGUUGAGGGUGUUCUUUGUUGAUUUCGACUGAUAAACAUUAUGUGAAUUAAUAGGAAGUGUCGAAAAAAAUGCGUUGAAGCGACCCUACCCGUUUUCGGCCGUUCCUGACCAUUGCGACGCGCGAGAAUUUCCCGUCACCUUCCUCUGCUAAGGCCCUGAAAUCCGGCCUGAAAUCCAAGUUCUGUCUGACUGAAAGUGGAACUUGGAAGUGAAAGGCGCUAAUUUGCCGAGUUGGUGACACUCACACAGACGAGCGAUGGAUCAGAGGGACUUGUUUCUCAGCUGUCGCCGUGGCGAUCUCGAACACGUCACGUAUCUAGUGGAGCAGCUAGAAGUAGAGCUGAACAUCAGAGAUCGUUGGGAUAGCACUCCGUUAUACUACGCUUGCCUGUGCGGACAUAGCGAAGUGGUGCAUUACUUGCUCAUCAGAGGUGCAAAAUGCGAGGCUAACACAUUCGAUGGCGAACGCUGUCUGUACGGGGCGCUGAACGACGACAUCCGAAACAUGCUGAAGAAUUACAAGGUCAUAACUGCGCAGUGCAUGAGGAGAGACAGCUAUCAGGAGUUUCUCCGUAGGCUGCUGGAGGAUGCAACAUACGCUGACGUGUGGUUCGUAGUGCACGGCGAGCGAUUCGCUGGCCAUCGCUGCAUCCUCAGCGCACGCAGCCAGUACUUCGCUGAGAUGUUCAUGGAUAGGUGGCAGCAGCGCAGCAUUGUCCACAUCACGCACCCGCUGGUCAGGCCAGCGGCGUUCAGGCUCAUGCUUCAAUACCUCUACAUGGGAAGCCUCGAGGUCCAUGUUGACCAGGUCGAGUCCGUCAUCGUCCUCGCAAAGCAGUGCCACCUGGUGGACCUAAUCGACGAGCUGGAGGCGCGGCAGCGGAAGCUGCGCGAGUUUCUCGCCGCGAAGCCCGGCACGAGCGUCACCAUGGUUACCGUCGAGGCGAGCGAGGGCGGCGGCGGCGGCUGCUGCGCGACCGUCGCGGGAGACCUUGGCAUGCUCGCGGAGCAGGCGUUGCCGGCGGCGCUAGCUCGCUGGGUGUCCGGCAGCGAGCUGCCGUUCUACCCGAGCGAGCGGUCGCCGUUCGCGGACGUCUGCUUCGUCGUCGACGGCCACCGCUUCGCCUGCCACCGCGCGCUCUUCUGCGGCCGCAGCGACUACUUUCGCGCCGUGCUCGCCGACCACUUUGGCGAGGGCUGCGGCAGUGACGGUGGCGCCCCCGUCGUGGCGCUGCGCAGCGUGUCGGCGGCGGUGUUCGUCGCCAUCGUCUACUACGUCUACACGGACGGCGCGUGUGUCGCGGACGACGUUGUCUGCGAGGUGCUGACGGCAGCGGACAUGCUGCUGCUGCCGGGGCUGAAGCGACAGUGUGGAGCGCGCAUGGCACUCGCGCUCACGCUAGAUAACGUCGUUGAUGUGCUGCGGACCGCACGACUCUUCCAGCUGUCGCGGAUGGAGGUGAGUUGCACAGAGUUCAUCGCCACGCACCUGGAAAGCGUCGUCGAGAUGACGGACUUCCAUCGCGUGAUCGAGAGCGAUGCGGCGAGCGUGAAAGCGAGGCAGGAGACGGACACGAUCGACAUCGUCGACGACGUCAGGUAA